Chenopodium quinoa (quinoa) is the source of this 2119-nucleotide messenger RNA. Its product is annotated as probable BOI-related E3 ubiquitin-protein ligase 3. The transcript has 2 exons. Gene Ontology annotation, molecular function: ubiquitin-protein transferase activity. NCBI's taxonomy places the organism in Eukaryota, Viridiplantae, Streptophyta, Magnoliopsida, Caryophyllales, Amaranthaceae. The record is from RefSeq and is a predicted model, not a curated record. Bases 981 to 1850 code for a protein of 289 amino acids.
CCAAAAUGAGUACCAAAAUUUGAAAUGCCAAAGGUAAAAUCAUAACAUAUCUCAAACACAUAAUGUAAAAUCAUAAAAACUUAAGAUAAUAAUAGAAAAAUUAUGUCAAAUCCCAUCCACCUAAAAUAAUUUUACUUUCUAAUAAAAUGGCUUGUUUUUCUUUGUCCCGAUCAUAAAUACAACGGGUCACCUAAAGCAACAAAUUAGGAAGAAAAAGAUUUCCAACACACUAAUUUAUUUUUUUAUUUUUUUUCGACAGAUCCAACAAACUAAUUGAAAAGGCCAAUUUGGCAAUUUCCACCAAAAAAAAAAAAUUGAAAAGCCAAAAAAAAAACGAAAAGAAAAAUCAAAGUCUUUGCAAUUUGUAAAUCAAAUCCGUCAACCUUUCCCAAUGACCCAACUGACAAGUAAAAAUCCAAAACAUUUUUCUUCCUUUGAUUUAUUUUCUCUUAAAAUAAAAUAAUUUUCUCUCUCUCAAAAUUCUCUCUCUAAAAUCUGAAAAUGUCCUUUUCGCACUUCAAAUAAAUCAAAACUUGACCUACUAAGCCUUUCCUCUGUGACUGAUUGACUGUCACAAUAUCUGCAUGUAUACGUCGUCGUCGUCUUAUUUUCUCUCUCCUCCUUUUUUCCCUUUUUAUUUUUACUAAUUUAAUUUACCCAUCAAAACAACGUUAAAAUCCGAUCGAUUUCUUUCUUUUCUAAUUUAAUUUUUUUUCCUUUCUGUCAGUAUUUUUAUUUACAUUUUAAUAUUAUAUAUACUCCCCUAUAAUCCUUCCUUAUGUGCUUCACUUUUGCCUUAUAAAAGGACACCAAAAAUAUUAGUCAUGAAAUCUUUGCUCUUUUGCCCCCCCCCCUCUCCCCCUCAUAUCAUAACCUACCCCCGCAACAUUAUUAUUACUUUGGCAGAACUUGAUUUAAUUUCAUAAAACCGCUCCCUAAAAAAACUAAACCACCCACAUCUCUCUAAUCUCAUUUUUAAAAUGGCGGUUGAGACUGAAAUUUUCUCAGAAAAUCUGGGUUUUUCUCAAGAUUAUAUGAUUCCAACAUUUCCCAAUCUCUCUAAUCCUCUUCAAAAUCACCAACCGCUACCCCAAACACAACCACAGCGAUACCGUUUCGAGCCCGGAAUGGAAAUGGGAAUGGGAAUGGGAAUGGGGUAUAACAACGUUGGUAAUAAUCAAGGAAUUGGUUCUUCUUCUACUGCAGCAACAACUGCUGUUACUGAGAAUUCUUUGCCUUUUUCUGCGUUGCUUGAUCAACAUAAGCGUGAAGUUGAUCUUUAUCUCCAUGUCCAGGGAGAAAAACUGAAGCAAGCAAUACACCAACAAAAAAGGCAGCAAAUGCAGUAUCUUGUAAACAGCUUUGAGUCAAGAACAAUGGCAAUAAUGAAAGAAAAAGAUGAAAAUCUUGAAAAAUUAAGGGGAAAAGCAAAGAUACUAGAAGAUUUCUUGAAGAAAUCAGAACAAGAAACAGAGAUGUGGCAGAGUAUUGCAAGGGAGAAAGAAGAAAUGGUGAUUGAACUCAACAACAUGCUCUUUGUAAUCCAGCAAAACCUGGUCUUUUCGACACCGCCUCGAAACGACAUUGCUAAUGGUAAUCAUGGUGGUGAAGAUGAUGUAGAGAGUGUCAACGAAUGUGAAGCCAUUGACAAGAAUGAUAGAGGUAAUCUUCAAGAAAAUCAUCAAGAAGUAAAUAACAAGAUGGUUUGCAAAUGGUGUAAUAGUGGAAAAUUGUGUGUUGUUUUUCUGCCAUGUAAACAUCUUUGUUGCUGCAGAAACUGUGAGUCUGUUCUUGGGUUGUGUCCUGUUUGUUACUCUGCUAAACAGGAUAGUAUGGAAGUAUUCUUCUAAAACAAUCCCAAAAAAAAAAAAAUUAAAUAAGUAAAAUUAGUUUUUUUUUUUUUUUUAGAAUUAAAAUUAGGAGUAGUUUAAUUUAGUAGUGGUUGUAUUUUGUUUGUACAAAAAAGGACAGCCCCAAAUUUUGUUUGUCUUUGUUCUUUUUAGGGGCCAUUUUAGUUUAGGUGGAUGUGGAUAUGAAAUGAUGGUGAUGACUGAUGUAAACUUUUGUGAAACUGUUGCAUUGACGGAGGAAAAGUUUUUUCUUAGUACUUGUAUUGGAA